UGUGUUGUUCGGUUCUAGGCAAAGAGAGAUGCUAAGUGCAAUGCUCUAGGCAAAUAACCCAAGCUGCUUGCUUUGCUAUGGACCCAGAAGAUGAUUCCUUAGCCGUCUGAUCUUCUGACAAAUUAACUACACGUGAUUGAUGACAGAUCCCACUAUCUCAUAAAUACCCCCAACCCAUCGUCCUUACCCCACUCUCUUUUUUCUUGAUUUUGUUUUCACUCCCCAUCUUCAUCACUCCACUGCCCUUAAUAGCCCCCCCUCUCUCUCUAAAUUUGAUGGGUUUCAUUCGAAUCGUUGAGAGAGUUUGUUCUGAAAAUUCAAUGGCGUUGCUGAUUCUUCUUCUCUUAGCAGUCUCUAUUGUUUCUGCAGAUGAAGAUGCAUUUGUUGGCGUGAACAUUGGAACAGACCUGUCAGACAUGCCACACCCAACUCAAGUAGUAGCCCUCCUUAAAGCCCAGCAAAUACGACAUGUCCGGCUAUACAAUGCUGACCGUGGCAUGCUUCUUGCACUUGCCAAUACGGGCAUUAAAGUUGCUGUCUCUGUCCCCAACGAACAGCUCUUGGGCAUUGGUCAAUCAAAUUCUACUGCCGCUAAUUGGGUCUCCCAGAAUAUUGUAGCACAUUACCCAGCUACUAACAUCACUACCAUUUGUGUUGGCUCGGAGGUUCUAACCACCCUCCCUAAUGCAGCGUCUAUCCUCGUCAAUGCCCUCAAGUUCAUUCAUUCAGCGCUCGUGGCAUCCAAUCUUGACAGGCAAGUCAAAGUUUCAACACCCAUUUCUUCUUCCAUUAUCCUUGACUCAUUCCCACCAUCACAAGCCUUCUUUAACCACUCUUGGAAUCCAGUUUUAGUCCCCAUGCUUAAAUUCUUGCAGUCAACAGGCUCGUAUUUUAUGCUAAAUAUAUAUCCUUAUUAUGAUUACAUGCAAUCUAAUGGCGUUAUUCCAUUAGAUUAUGCACUCUUCCGACCACUUCCCUCAAACAAAGAAGCCGUUGAUGCUAAUACUCUCCUUCACUACUCCAAUGUCUUUGACGCUAUGACUGAUGCAGCUUACUUUGCAAUGGCUUAUCUUAAUUUCACUAACAUUCCUGUACUAGUAACUGAGUCAGGGUGGCCAUCAAAAGGUGAUGCUAAUGAGCCAGAUGCCACUUUAGAUAAUGCCAACACCUACAACAGCAAUUUGAUAAAGCAUGUCCUCAAUAAAACUGGGACGCCUAAACACCCCGGAAUCACUGUUAGCACUUAUAUUUAUGAGCUCUAUAACGAGGAUUUGAAGCCUGGGCCUGUGUCAGAAAAGAACUGGGGACUGUUUGAUGCAAAUGGGGUGCCCAUUUACAUUCUACACUUGACUGGCUCAGGGUUAAUGCUGGCAAAUGAUACUACAAACCAGACUUACUGUGCUGCAAGGGAAGGUGCUGAUCAAAAAAUGCUGCAGGCUGCUUUAGAUUGGGCUUGUGGACCUGGCAAGGUGGAUUGUUCGCCUUUGUUGCAGGGGCAACCAUGCUAUGAACCGGACAGUGUGGCUGCACAUGCAACUUAUGCUUUUGACUCUUACUAUCACAAGAUGGGGAAGGCUUCAGGGACUUGCGACUUCAAUGGCGUGGCUGCAAUUACUACCACAGAUCCAAGCCAUGGUUCUUGUGUAUUUCAAGGGAGUGGUGGCAAGAAUGCAACAUUUCUAAACAGCACAGCCCCGGCUUUGAAUUCCACCGCCUCAGGCUCUCCUGCCCACUACCUUUCCGGUGGUGCUUUUACAAGUGCUGUAAUUAUAAUCAAAGUUCUAGCAUGGAGUGCAGUUUUCUUAUAGAUUGGCAUGUUUUAGAAUCAUUCCGGCCAACUGGUGCUACCCGGCAGUUUUUCCCCCAUUCCUUGCAGAACUGCAAAUCAUCCAAUUUUGUUAUUCCACAGAAAAUAUAUGAAGUGGGGGGGUGGGAAGGUUGGUUGUAAGUGAUCUUUUGGGUAGCAACCUGGUAGUUUUGGGAAGCAGUCCAAUUAGUUUUGUACAAAGCAAGUUGAAGUGCCUGGAUUGCAAGGCUUUGACUGAUUUAUUAUUCUUUUUAAGUUAUAUCUAUAUGAUUUUUUUUUGCCUUAA
This is a messenger RNA of Cornus florida, 2093 nucleotides long. RefSeq names its product glucan endo-1,3-beta-glucosidase 2. Gene Ontology annotation, cellular component: plasma membrane. Gene Ontology annotation, molecular function: hydrolase activity, hydrolyzing O-glycosyl compounds. The record is from RefSeq and is a predicted model, not a curated record. The transcript is spliced from 4 exons. NCBI's taxonomy places the organism in Eukaryota, Viridiplantae, Streptophyta, Magnoliopsida, Cornales, Cornaceae. Gene Ontology annotation, biological process: carbohydrate metabolic process. Bases 276 to 1808 code for a protein of 510 amino acids.